CCCAGGUGUACAAACAUGGCUGCUCGUGAGUUGUACGUCAUAGUUUGCAGCAGCCCUUUAACGAGCACUUCCGGCCACUAGAUUAUACGUCAUCACAGACCCUGGGCGCAGAAAUUGGAAAUGCCAAAAGAAAAUAAAAGUAGCCAUGGAAUCAAAUGUAAAAACAAAGACAGAGAACCUGGGUAAGGAAGGAUUUUACAUUUAUAGUAUCCAGCAGUAUUUACAGUGUAUACAUAUAUACACACACACACACACCCAGCAGUAUUUACAGUGUAUAAAUAUAUACACACACCCCCAGCAGUAUUUACAGUGUAUACACACACACCCCCACACCCCCAGCAGUAUUUACAGUGUAUAAAUAUAUACACACACACACACACACACCCAGCAGUAUUUACAGUGUAUACAUACAUAUAUAUAUAUAUACACACACACACCCAGCAGUAUUUACAGUGUAUACAUACAUACACACCACCAGCAGUAUUUACAGUGUAUAUACACACACACCCCCAGCAGUAUUUACAGUGUAUACAUACCUAUAGUAUUUACAGUGUAUAAAUAUAUACACACACACACACCCCCAGCAGUAUUUACAGUGUAUAAAUAUAUACACACACACACACACACACCCAGCAGUAUUUACAGUGUAUACACACACACACACCCAGCAGUAUUUACAGUGUAUACAUACAUACACACCACCAGCAGUAUUUACAGUGUAUACAUACAUAUAUAUAUAGAUAUAUAUAUAUACACACACACACCCAGCAGUAUUUACAGUGUAUACAUACACACACCCAGCAGUAUUUACAGUGUAUAUAUAUAUAUAUAUAUAUAUACACACACACACCCAGCAGUAUUUACAGUGUAUACAUACACACACACACACACCCAGCAGUAUUUACAGUGUAUACAUACAUACACACCAACAGCAGUAUUUACAGUGUAUACAUACAUAUAUAUAUACACACACACACCCAGCAGUAUUUACAGUGUAUACAUACACCCCCCCCCACACACCCCCAGCAGUAUUUACAGUGUAUACAUACAUACAUAUACACACACACACCAGUAUUUACAGUGUAUACAUACAUAUACACACACACACACACCCAGUGGUAUUUACAAUGUAAACAGUUUACUGAUACAUACAUAUAUACCCCUCCCCCCAGCAGUAUUUAAGUGUACAGGUUACAUAUAUAUAUAUAUAUAUAUAUAUAUAUAUAUAUAUAUAUAUAUAUAUAUACACACACACACACACGCCUCCCCCCCCCAGCAGUAUUCACAGUGUAUACAGGUUACUGUGUAUUGUCCAGUCUGUGCUUUAUACAUUAUAUCCAAUAUAAUAAAACCACUCAGAUUAAUAUAUAUUACACUCAGCGGGCCUCACAGCCUCCCUGGAGUAGGUCAGAUAAACUCCUAUAGAAGCAGAGCUGUCUGUAGCUGGAAUCUGUAUAGAGAAUGUAUCUGAUCUUCUGUUAUCAUCAUGCAACCAGUAAAGGAGGUGAUAACAAUGACAUCAUCUUCUCUCUAUUCGUCACACAGGCUCUGUUUCUAUAUACAGGACUAGAGGUGCAUGUUAUGAUCAUUAUAUUAUGUGAAUGCUCUUUGUAACGCAAUAUUUAAAGGACAACUGUCAAAACUAUAUUUAAUAUAAUAAUCAUCAGGUUUUGAAAGGCGCUAUAUAUUAUUAAAUAAAGUAUAACCCAAAAAAGAUUCUCCUUACUAGCUUUACUAGAGACGGUCGGUUUUUAAACACUGUCUGAAUCAUUUGAUGAAAGGAUUAUUAUAGUAAAAAAUAAUUGUCCUUUAAGUAUAUUUACACAGGAUGUAUCAGUGUUAACAAAGAACCAUGUAGAGGGCUUUUGACUUGGGUCUGAAUUAUUGGAAAAGCUUUAAAUCAUCCAUUAGAUAUAUGCUUAGAGCGUACUAAUCCAUCUACAGCUUUAUAUGAAAUGCUUAUUACUCGCUGUUUAUAUACCUUUUAGAUAAACAUUUCUUAACACUCUUCUUUCUAUUUAAUCAGUCAGGCCACCCAAGAGAGAACACUGUCCGACUCCCUUGAUGGCCCAACCAUCCAAGCGUCCUUAUCUGUCCACUACAUCUCUGAACACCCACCCUAUGUCCUACCAGGGAGCUUUUCCCUUCUUUAGACUGCCUUCUGAGGUGGGUCGUUUCUCACUGGAUAGUCACCGUUGCUACCAUGGAGAUUCAAGAAAAUUGCGAUACUACCGUCCCCCAUCUAGUGUACAAAAAGGGGCCUCACCUGGAUGGGAUCUUAUGGAUGGAUAUGAAAAUCGCUAUGUGCGAAGGGAUGAAAAUGAAAAGGAAGGCUUGCUCCACAUUCUGACCUGGGUUAAAGAAAACAAAGGACUUCUGGGAGGAAGCGGGAGCAGGUGUUAAAAGGGUUAAAUAAGGGUGGGUGGGGGGUUCUCAUUUUAUUUGGGGAAUGGUAGCAGAAAGGCAAAUAAAUUACAUCAAUUCUGAAUUACAUAAUCUCCUACUUAAAUAUCAGAAUAUCCACUGGACAAUGCAAAUAAAAUCUGACAUCAACAUGCACAACCUGUACUCGAGUAAAGUUGGUCAUUGUUAAAUAAUGGUUUUAUAAAUAAAAACCCUUUACUGUAAGCAAGACUAGUUAGUCUAGAGAACUAUGGUCACUUAAGCAUUUGUGCUGCCAUUGAAUUAUCAGACACAAUCUUCAACUGAGAAAAUUAAUUUAAAUUUCUUUGCAGAUCAGAAUUUGGUUCAAUCCAUAGAUGAGAUGCACAGAUCUAUAAGGUGUUCUCAAAGAUUUAACACCAUAACCCUAAACACAUACGGCAUACUGAAAUUAUUCUGACUAUUUAAUAUUUUGAGGAAAUUUUUAAAUUAUUUCAUAUUUUCAUAUCAUCUAUACAAUUUUAAAAAAAACAAACAGAAUAUUAAAUAUCAUUCAGAAUAUUAAUUCAUUUUAAAAAUUGAUCCAAAAUAUUAAACCAAGGCCUUCAUUGAACAUGGUACUCAUUGUAACCAGGUGUGUCGUACUAUAAUAUUUACUGGUGCUUUAUCCACUAAAUCAAUAAGUCUAUACCAGUAAUGGCUAACCUUGACACCUCUAAAAGCUAUCUGAGCAUCAUGGGAAAUGUAGUCCAGAAACAAUUUAUGGUGUCAAGAUUAGACUCACUGGUCUAUACAAAUGGUUGUUUCAGUUCGCACUUGUCCACUAUACUGGUCCUGUCUGAAAGCACAAUGCCAGAAAUAUGCUUUUGUUUCCAAGACAGGAGUAACAUUUUUUUUUUUUUUUUUUUUACUUGAGAAAAUAUUUAGCCUUUCUUCCCAAUCUGUGAAAGUCAGGAGCUGUUGAGGAUUAUUAAAGAAAGGCUUAAGAUAUAGUUAGGAUGAAGAGGACAGUAGCAGAUGGGCUAGGUGGAGGAACCAUAGCUAAAUCAGGAUGAGCUUAAUGACCAUGGCAACUGCAGGGAUGACUAAUGAAUUGGAAAACACUGGAACGUUGUAAUGGAUAGUUCUGCAACUGUAGAGAUGGGAGAGAACAGAACUUGCAUAUCUCUUCUCUAAUGCAAUAUCUUAAUCAUUCUGCAGGCAGUUAGACCGCGACUUUGUUACCUGGAGGGGUCAUCUCACCAAAGUUCUUUGUACACCAUAUGAGAGCCAAGAGGGGUGGCUCCUAGCAGUUUCUCUGUUCAAGGGAACUCUGUAUAUAAGUGAGCGAGAAACAGAGGUUGCCCGGAAGAAGAGGGAAGAGCGGACUACAAUACAGGAAAAGCUGAUGUACUCUGGAUACAAGUUUGAAAGCCACCUGUGUGCUGGUUUGUUGUUACCUGUAUAUAUUCAACCAGCCACUUCUGAGAAUUUUAUACUGUAUAAAUGUUAUUUUAUUCCCAUCCACCCACAUCCUUGCUUUUCUCCAUAUUUCAUUUAUUUAAAUUAUUUCCAGGUUAUCUUUUAUCAAAUAGUAUUUUCUGUUUGUGGUUUCUAAAUGAUGCGCUCUCACUUCUCAGAUUCACCUGAUGGUCAGCCCUCUCCCUCUGCAGUAGUUAAUACUAACGAGGCCUUCUGCAGUGUCCUGUUUGCACGCCUGUCCACGCACUCCUUUCUGAUAUCAGGAGAGGUGGACUGCUGUGACCCAUUAGCCACCAAUUCUAACCCACCAUCCUGCUACGUGGAGCUGAAAAGCAGCGCCCAGAUCCGGAACCCACACCAACAGCGUAGUUUCAACAGGUACAGAGGAUGGAGUAACCGUUUGUGGUCAAACUGCUGCCUGCCACAAUAUCAUAUAUAUAACAUACAUAGUAUUGAGAAAUUGUUGGGUUUUGAUACAAUCCAUUUUCAGCAACGUUUUCGUUUUGUUUUUUCAUAAUUGCUGAAUUGGGGAGGGGGUGGGGGGAGAAAACGCUAGAUUUCUGUUUUACUAUUUUGGCUUACAAAUGUAAAUUAUAUUUUAAUUUCCAACACUUCACACUUUAUUGAAUAACUUUAACACUUCCGAUGUGAGUUGGACACCCUCCUGCCAUACUGUGCAUAACAAAGUUCCAUAGAACACAGCAGUAUGUUUCACUGUGUCGUUGCAUAGUUACCAUUUUCAUCUUCACCUUCCUUUUGUACAAUAAAAAUGUGAAUUUAUGUAUAAAAUGGGGAGAAGAAAAAAAAAAUCUUGCUCAUCUUUUCCCAAUCAGGUAUAAACUUCUAAAAUGGUGGUGCCAGUCAUUUCUUCUCGGAAUCCCACUCAUUGUUGCUGGUUUCCGCAACCCGGAAGGAAAGGUUGUAUCUCUGCAGGACUAUCGAACGUCAGACAUCCCACAUCUAAUUCGGGUAAUACACAGAGGAGUAUGGAGCCGAAAUGAAGACUUAUAUCUCACUUUAAGAUGGUAGCUAUUGUAUUUAUGCUUUAUUUUGUAUCCAGACAGAUCAGCAUAGCUGGGACCCAGCCGUCUGUAUGAAUUUCUGUGAUGCGUUCCUGUCUUUUGUCAAAAAUGUGGUAACAAGGGAUGACCCUGGGUAAGGACCUCGCAUUCAAUAUUUUUAUCUCUUCAUCUCACUAACAUCCUAAGAAAUGACUAAACUGAUUGGGAAACCAUGUUAAGUCACUCUGUAUUUAUCUUUCCUCUUCAGAGUCGUUUACCUUUUCUCCUGGGAGCCAGGCUCUGAUGUCACUUUCUCAGUUCACACCGACCCAACAUACCACAUUCUCCCAGCCUGGUAUGUAGAGGCCAUGAGUCUUGGAGCAGCAGUGGACUGAGUUAAAAACACUUCACCACAUGAAGAAAUCACAGGUGUCUACCAGAACCAUGGCUUUGCAGUAGAAGUUCAAAUUAUUGUAAAUGUGUCUAAAAGAAGAGGAUUUCUUUGCACAGAGAAUUAAUCUUUACAAUUUCCAGAAGCAGUGGAUAUCCAUGAAUUGUAAUGCCUACUGACUGUAGAUGAUAGUGUUAUGGGAUCAGUAAUCUCAUAGAUUGAAGGCAAUGUCAAUUAACUUAUACUAAAGCAUCAUAAAGUUAGAGGCAGACGGGCCUUAGACGUUCCUCCCUUUGGUUCUAUUUUAAUACAUAAUUUAGUAGGAUUCAGUCCCCCACCCAAUGUGUGAGUAUGCAUUUGAAUGAUAAAUUAUGAACUACCUAGGGUUAGGAAAUAUACCCCUCCUUCACUGAAAACCCUGUAAUCUUCUACCAUCCAUUUGUCCAAUAACUAGUUACCAAGAUCAUUGUUGCCCAAAAACUGGCACAGCAUCCUGGCCAAGGAAACUGUGCCAACAUUAGUUCUCAAUUAAUAAAAUACAUUUCCCACUAAACUGGAUUAUGUGUAUUGAACAUACUGCAUGAUUAUUUUCCUGUGCGUGAGAAAACAGCAAAUGGGUAAAAGAGAAAUGAGAAUUGUGUAGUGUUUAAUUUUUUUCUCUUUUUUGGUGUGACAAUUUCAAGUUAGAAGUCACAAAAUACAGGAAGGUGACAGCACUGGUCAUGUGCAGGGCAGGGUUGUCACUAAAAACAAACAAACUGGUCCUCCCUUAAUGGAGUUAAAAUAAAAACAAACAAACUAUAACCAACUGUAACACUAUACAAGGAACCCACAGAAUUUGCUUCCUUAUUAACAUCCUUUGACAUAGGUUUGUAGCAGCACCCACCACCCUUACUCCAAAUGUCCAAUUGAGAGACAGUCUGUGGGUCCUCACCAGGAUAAGGGAUUAACAAUCUGCUUUUAGUACAGUACACGGAAGUGGUCUGGAUACAGUUUUAAAGCACCAAACUCUUCAUCUUAACAGGUUAAGUUGGUGAUUCCUUCGGCCCUCCCGAAAUCAGGUGUAGGGAGGAGCUUUAGGUGCAGGUGGUAUACAGCAGACUGAAGGACGUUGAGCAGUUGUCCAAGUUCACCGCGUCUGUUCAACUAGAAGUGAGAAGGAGACAUGAAGACGUUAGAUGGAAAUAACUUAAGGACUGGACAAAGUGACUGGUGCAGGAAAGCAGACUUACUGUAUGAAGAGAUAUCGAUUUCAUCAGGCAAUUCACUGAUGUUGACUUCAAACCGAUCUUGAACUUCAUUGAGGAUUUUGGCAUCUCCCUCAUCGGAGACGAAUGUGAUGGCCAAACCCUUUGUGCCAAAUCGGCCAGCACGGGCCACCUGUUGGAAACAGUAAGAAAUUAAUGGAAGUAUAAGAAAGUGCACAGUGACAGAGAAUGACAUACUGUAGGCUAUAUUAAGCAUACUCUGUGCAGGUAAGUGUCCGAAUCUUCUGGCAUAUCAUAGUUGAAUGCAAUGUUCACUCUUUCAAUGUCCAUCCCACGCCCAAAGAGGUUGGUAGCUACCAGGAUCCUACGCUGAAAAUCCUUGAAUUGCUGAUAACGGGAGAGCCUGCAAGCAGAGGAUAUAGGAAUUAUUUAUCACAAAACAAUCUUUUUAGAUCACCAACCAAAAAAAAACAAAAAAACACUUGCCUUUCCUCCUGUGACAUUCCACGGUGAAUGGCUAUUGCUGGAAAGUUUUGUUCAACUAAAAGCUGUGCUAGCGCGAUGCAUCGCUGGACAGACUUCACAAAGAUCACCACCUGUAUAAAGAGAAUAGAUGAUCCAGUACCCAGAGAAAUUAAGGAAACACAAACACAAAUAGGUCAGCAAAACACUAACACUGUCCUCAGGCAUAAUAAAGCCAGACUGAUCACGUGAGGGACCUGUGAAUAGCCAUCAUUCUACUCUAGAUAUCAGAGUGCAACCUUCUUUAGUUUUCAGUGCAUCUACGGAACAAAUUCAACAGUAACUCCAAAUGUUUGGUGAGAGCUCCCUACUGAAACUGCAGAUGCUGUUGCUAUUUUAUAAUCCUAUAUAUAAAAUGCAUAGUACAUACAAUUAAAAGGAAAAAAGGGGAACCGUUAACAGAACAAUGCAGUGUCUGUCAUUUCCAGUGACAUUUAUAUCCUAAAAAGCAGUAAAUCCAAGCUACAAUUAAAAAAACAUGGUUUUCUAGGAUACUGAAAUCUAUAUAUGCAGAUAAUUUCCAAUACUGUCUGAUAAUCGAAAGGUUUCAAUAUAAAGCCUCUUCGAAUUUUGGCAUGGUACGAUCCAUCAUUCAAGACUCCUGGUUACAUAAUUACAAUCACAUUUUUAUUAACAGAAGAGAUGAAAUGCUGUAGUAAAAGAUUUGACCUUCAAUGAGGUAAUAAAUACAGAAAGCAUUCAAUCUCAAACGGAUUGCAAUAUAUGUAGAUAUUUGUACUUAAAGGACCACUAUCGGCACCCACACCACUUCCCAUCUCACUGAAGUGGUCUGUGUGCAGUGGUCCAGUCAUUCUAAUCUACAAUGUAAAACACUGCAGAUUUAUAGAAACUACAAUGUUUACAUUGCAGGGUUUAACACACCUCUAAUGUCUGUCUUCAGAUGCACAGACAAAGUAAAACUCAGUCACGUGUCUAUGCAGCUCAUAGCGAUGCUUUCCUAUGAGAAGCAAGACCUAGCCACACAUGCCAUCAGUUUCCCAGUGCUCCUCUAUGAGAAGCAUUGGAUUGGACCAACGAUGGAGGAAGCGAUAUAUCCACGACACUUCAGGAGGCACCGAGAGUCUCAGCUCUCAUAAUGUGACUGCAAACACAGGAAGAAGUUGAACUUUAACAACAUGAAAAAGAACAUUUUUAGUGCUAUAUAAAUUAAAUGACCCUUAAAAGGACACUACCAGUACAAAAUGUGUUAUGCAUGUGCAAUUCUAAAUCUAUUCCCCCGACCCCUUUUUUUCUUCUUUUCUUUAAAGAGCUUGUGUAUUUUAGGUUAAAAGAACUCUCCAAACAUGUAAGGCACUUCAGCUUUCUGAACCUGUCUUUGAAAGCCUUCUCAAUAAGCUGUCAUAUAGCUCACUGAGCAAUCUGUAGAUGCAGGUGGUCCGCAAGACAUCUCAAUGAAAAUACACUGAUACGGCAUUUCUCACUUUCUCACCUGAGCGAAGGUAGAAGUGAAAGGAGUGUAGGAGCUGCACAAACUAGAUUUACCCUUAUUAAAAGCUAAUGUUACAUAUAUCUACAAAGAAAACACGCAAACCCUGGUUUCCUGGUUUCUAGCACAGGAAACCUGUGCUAGAGCAUCGCUGGACGUCCUCACGCUAUGCGAGGACCUCCAGCGUCGCUCAUUUCCCCAUAGGAAAGCAUUUUCAAUGCUUUCCAAGGGGAGCUCUAAUGCGCAUGCGCAUUAGGUCUCCCAAACCGGUGGGCGGGAUCAGUCUCGCCCACCGGCCGACGCAAUCACAGGGGGAGCGGUGCGGAGGAAGAAGCAGCAAUGAGGGACAUCGUCGCCGCCUCUUAAGUUACUGAAGGGGUUUUUACCCCUUCAGCAACCGAGGAUUGGAGGGGGUGGGAGGGAGAGUGGACCUGCAGUGCCAUAAAAACUGUUUUCCUGGCACCGGAGUUUUACUUUAACCAGUGGUGAGUACCAACUUGAAAAAUGCAUUUCACUUACAGCUUUUAUACAGCAAUAGCACAUCAAAAUAAUAUUUUCACACAACAAAACAUGUAACAUUAAAAAAAAGAAAAAGUGACACUGAGUUUAAUACCUUUUAAAAAUAAAGAAAGCUUUUUCUAUUAACCCCUUAAAGGACACCCAGACCACUUCAGCUUAAUGAGGUGGCCUGGGUGCCUGGUCCAGCUAGAGUUAACCCCCUUUUUUUUUUUUUUUUUUUAAUAAACACAGCAGUUUCAGAGAAACUGCUUUGUUUAUAUAUGGGUUAAUCCAGCCUCUAGCAGCUGUCUCAUUGACAGCCGCUAGAGGCGCUUGCGUGCUUCUCACUGUGAAAAUCACAGUGAGAAGACGCCAGCGACCAUAUGAAAGCAUUGUAAAUGCGCUCCUGCGCAUUCAGCCGAUGACGUCGAUAUGAAGGAGGAGGAGAGCUCCCCACCCGGCACUGGAGAAAGGUAAGAUUUUAACUCCUUCCUCAACCCAGAGCCCGGCGGGAGCGGGACACAGAGUGGGGGCACCCUCAGGGCACUAUAGUGCCAGGAAAACAAGUAUGUUAAGGGGUUAAGGACCAAACUACUGGAAUAAAAGGGAAUCAUGACAUGUCACGUGUCCUUAAGAGGUUAAACGUCAUUAGUGUACAAAAUACACAAAAUCUUUAUAGCACCAGUAAGUCAGCUGACCAGGGGCUGCACAGCAAGGGCACUAUAGACCUUAAAAUUAACAGGCAAACAGGAUACAAUACUAUGUUUGCACUAAUUUACCCUAAAGCAGCACUGUACAUCUUUAUGAAAUACUCAUUUUGACUGUGUACGUAUUUCAUUGAUUUUCCAAUGCAUCAAGAGACAUACGGAGAUGUAGCUGUAUGGAAGUGUCAAUCACGCUAGCCAUCACCACUGAGUGUCUCAAAUGGCUCUGGCUAUGGAGGGUCUCGCGGGAUCCUCCAUAGACCUCAAUGCUCCAUGCGCAGGAGUACAGCAAUUACAUCAAAGAGGACCUGCCGGAAGAGGAUUGCCACACCCAAGAGGGACAAGAUCAAGUAGAACUUAUUUUUAUCUGCCCACCGGAUCCCUUCCACAGCGAUGUCACCGUUGGGGGUCUUUGUGAAUUACAUUACAUGGUAGGUUAAAAGAGGUCAUAAUUAAGAUCUAUUAAAAAUGCUGUUGUGUAUCCCAGUCACUAGAUCCACCAUGUUUUCCCAGAUGUUUCCCGAAUCACGGCCACUUGGGCAACUCUCAAAACACUCAGAAACUGAUUGGCAAAGAACUGGUGGAAGCCGCCCACAGCCUAAUAGUACCAUAAAAAUUACAACAGGCUGCAAUAGUUAUAGCACUUAGAUUAUCCCUUUAAUACUGAUGGGCAGCACACAAAAAUUCCGGUCUGCAGUAUUGUAUAAAUCAGAUGCCAUAAAAGGAAAAUAAAUUAACUAUCACGGGUUCAAACAGACAUUUAUUCACUAACAAACAGACUACACAGGUGCACAUCACGUGAAUUCUAGAUAGAAACAUGGUGGACCUCUAAUUGUUUACUGCUGGUGUUUGUAAAAUAAUUUAAAAUGGCACUGUUAAUUUUACUUUUUUCUUUCAGAUCAAUUGGGAUUCAUUAGACUUACAUAUGUUGGGGAAAGUAAGAUUGCUUUAACCCCUUAAGGACCAAAAUUCUGGAAUAAAAGGGAAUCAUGUCACGUCACUCGUGUCAUGAGUCCCUUUUAUUCCAGAAGUUUGAUCCUCAAGGGGUUUACAAAGUAUGUAGAGCUAAAGUGAAUUGCAAAGGUUAAAAAAAAAUAAAAAAAAACUGGUCAAAGACGGACAAAAAUUUUUAAAAUAAAAUAACCUGCAAAGUUACAUUGCUGAUUUAAUUUGUAUAAUGGAUGUUGCUCUUUAGUCCUUAUUUAAAACCAAAGUACCUUUUGACACAUGUUUAAGUUUCACACAGCCGUCUGUAUUAUACAUACAAUUCUGUUUAAUGCUACAUUGAACUUCCUAUAGAGAAAUCUAAAAUAUAAAUUCAGUGAUUGUCACCUGGUUAAACUCCAGAAGAUCCAAAAGGUCGAAAAGUUUGCGAUUUUUCUCGUUGUCCUUGAGUUUGACAUAAUAUUGCUGCAGUCCGUGAAGGGUCAGCUUGGUCUCAUCAUCAACGAAGAUCUCCAUCGGCUGGAGGGGGUGGGUGGGAAAUUAAGGAUUAAACAGUAAGGGGAGGGGGUGGCUUGUGAAAUCCUAUCGAAGUGGCUGAUUGGAAGGCUAGAUAGGUGUCUCUCUGGUCCUGACAAGGCUGGCAAACCCCAUCAGGACAAGGAAGCAUCUCACACAGUGGAUUACUGAAAGUUAAAAUGCAACCUGGCACAUAAAACAGAUGUUGAUAAAUAUGAAAUCCAUGGCAGUUUGUGUGUGACAUUUUUUUUUUAUGAAAGAGAAGUCAUAAUUGUCUAGGUGAGCAAGAACAAGGGCAACCAACCAUCAAUUGGAUCCAAAUGUAACACCGGAAACGACCAUAAUGUUGCCUAGAUACGUAUGACCUCUGGUAACACCCAUUUGUUAUAUAAGCAUUUUGGUUGAUAACAAAUGUCUUUAUUAAAUCGGGCAAGCAAAUUUAUAUGCAAAAUAAAAAGACAGCAGCAGCAAAGGAAAAUGACCCUCAUGUCAUUUAGAAACACAAAACCCGAUAAGCCAGAAUACUUUUAUAUUGCCAUAGGUAGACUGUACCAAAACAGGUUAAUAAGCACUAGAUAAAUGUCACCGAAUUAAAAGAAUUAGUUUCUGAAAAUCCUAAAGCUGUUAGCCUAUCAUGCUCAUCAUCUUAAAACAUCCCAUACCAGGAAGCAGAUUACCCACAAUGCAGGGCUUGACAAAUUUGCUUGAAAUCUAGUAAACUAAAAAAGUUAGGAGGCAGAUUUUUUUUUAACAUGAAAAAUACAAUUCUUAAAAGGACACUAGACACCAGAACCACUACGGCGUAAUUUAGUUGUUCUGGUGUCUAUAGCCUGUUCCUGCACUCUUUUCAAUGCAAGCCCUACCUUUUCAGAGACAAGGCAGUGUUUACAUUGCUGUCUAGAAACAUUUCUAGCCACUAGAGAAUUGUCUUGGGUGUUCCCCAUAGAGAUGCAUUGAUUCCACACAUGUGCAAUAGCCUCCCAAUGCUCUCCCUAUGGGAAAAUACUGGAUUGGAUGAGAUCAUCAAGGUUGAUGAUCUCAGCCAUGGAGCUGGGGCCAGCUGUGGCAAGACCAGCACCGUGUGGGUGAAAAAAGGUGAGUAAAAACACUUUUCCCAUGUCAUUGGAGGGAGGGGGGGCAGCCGACCCCUAAACAGACAAACACACACUCACUGAUUUGACACACUGACAGACACACACACACAUUUAAUUUGUAUUUUAAUGUGACCACCCAGCCUCCCUACCUUUGGGAGAGCUGGAGUGGUUCAGCUUUCCCAUGGGUUCAGUGGGGCUGUUGUCAUCUCCCUGCUCUACUCCAUAGAGCGCUGUUUAGUGAUGCCGGGGCCGUAAUAAUAUAAUUUUCAGUCUCCCACCAUCACUGGAGGGCGCUCGAUAGAACAUAGCAAAGAGAUGACAGCUCCCUCGCCGCCCAUCCAUCUCAGCCCUCCAUGAGCCACAAGCAUGCAUGCCCGCCCAUGCUGUUCCUUUGCAAAACGGCCACCAGUAUCUGCUCUGUCAGCCGGCCGUCUGCACGCCAGCCAUGCCGGGAGCUAAACGACCCGACAAAUCCCAGACGCCAGGACAAAAAUCAUAGUCGCCAAGGCAACCUGGGAUUUGUCGAGCCAUGGUCGAAUGCAUUUACAAAAUAAGGAAGACCUGGCUGUGCAAACGCAGACAACAAUGGCAUUUGAAGGCAGAUAAUUUCAGGUUACCCUGGUCCCUGCACUGGUUUUAUUUCACCCAUAUACAACACAUUCUGAGCUCGCUCUCUGUAAAAUGUCGACUGCCUUGGCAUGUUUCUUUUACUUCAGCCAAUUUGAAAGAUUAUUAAAAUAAUUUUUAUUUAAAUGUAGAACAAGAAAAUCAUCCCUACAUCUUUGUUACAAUACCUGUCCUAGCUAGGUGUUAAUAAGCAGCUACUGAAAACAGCUUAUGAAACCAUAAAUUAGCAACAGCUGCAAAGCCUCAGCUAAAAUAUACUAGACCCAUAAAGCUGAAUAUUCAGGUAGAUCACAAACCACAAACCACUGGGGACUGUCAAUCCCAGGCCACAUUAUAGGAAAGAAUGCAAAAAAAAAAAAAAUGGACAGUCUACAAUAUGCUAUACAUUUUGCCUCUUCAUUCAAUGUACCAUCAAAAAAAAAAAACAAAAACAGAACAUAACUGCAUCAAUAUCACUUUUAUAAUAAACAGUAACUUCUGUUUCCUCAAAAAGAGUCUGAAGUCAGCAUUAAAAUCAAUCAAAAAAACAAAAACGCUACUCCCAGUAUCACCAUAUCACCAACAGGGAGGUAGGUGCGUCUUAUCCUUCACCAGACAGAACAGAAAUGACUCAAUUUAACAACCUGCAUGCAGUGCGCCUAAUUUCAAAAUAUAUUCACAGAAAAGUGUUCACACAAUCUGCCAGGAUUCCUUAUUAUCUUUAGAUGUAUGUUAAAUAGCCACUGUCCAAGUGCCUGCCCUCAAGAUGACACCCAGUAUACAUAAAAAUUGGUAUUUUUUUUUAUAUAUGGUUCCCACUUGUGCCAUCAGAGAAUUACAAACAACAGAAAAGGAUGUAACUUUAGAAUAAAGAGGAAGUGGGUCAUUCUUACAAUAACGAGUCUAUGGAAAAUGUUUUACAUGUGAUUAACCCUUUGAGCAGUAAGCAUGUGAAAUGUUAUUGCUCACAAGUUCAAUCAAGGGUUAAAAGGCCCCAGAAACAAACUGCAUAAUAGAAUGGGCAGAUGCACUACAGGUUUCAUAGGAAUAUUUCUGGUUUUCCAUUUAAAAUCCAUUAUCUGGCUGACAGAUAUUGUGAAAUCCUGACUGCCCUUUUUAGAACACAGUUUGAAACUGGCUCUCAAAAGCAUUUAACUGUAAAUAUUCGCCCCAUAUGAAGACCAGCGUUAAUAAAAUGGGGCUUCAACCAAGUGUGUGUGUGGGUAAACUGCACAAACAGUCCCCUGACAGACUGAUGACAAAAAUUUUAUUUUAUUCUUUUAAGUAAUUAUUGUUUGUAAAAUGAGAAACUGUAAUAUUCUCUGCCCUAAAUCACCAGUCUGACAGGGGCUUUUCUAAAAUACAUUCAUACAAGUCAGGCUCAAAUCUUGUUCUCCAAUUCGUUAUCGCUAAGAUGCCAUGACAGCUUCAACAGAUUUAACGAGGGCCACAUAUUUCAAAACAACCACUAAAUAACAGUUGAAAUGGAUAUGUGAUAAAAUCACAGCCUUUUUGUACAUAAAGGACCAAUUUUAGCUCAGAAAGGAAACUAAUUUUGCAUUAAAGUAGUUCUGAUAUUUUUUCCUUGAAGCUGUCUGGGUCCUUUGUUUGUGGUAUACAUUGUAUUUACACUACUCCCCUUACCAAUUAUCAAUCACCAUUCAAACACCAAUCAAAUCAAUCAGAAGAGAGGGACAGGAGUCUUUUACAAAGUGCCAGAAGAGAGUCCGGCUUACUGUGGUAAAUAAUGAUAGCCAAAGCAUUAACAAAUGAAUAGAAUAGCAGAUAUACUAAAAACAUUAUAGUUCCAGUGCCCGCUUACAUAGCAAUCAGUGUGCAUCUGCGCUGAGAUUACAGAGAAUAUCAGAGGGCCAUGUAAAAACUCCAGGCAGCCAGACACAGGGCAUGAAAUAAUAAUUACAUUUUAAUAUAUCUAAUAAACUACACAUCUGCUAGCUGAUUGGACAGCAUUGUGUGUAAAUACAAAUAUUAUCCUCAGAGAAACAGGACUCUCAGAUUGUGAGUGGCUGGUAACCACUGUGCAGCAUAUAGGUGUCAACUGAAAACCUGGUUAAAUAAAGAGAUUCUGGGUGGGAGACACUAACCGGUCCUAUUAUCAAUAAAGCUUGAACCAUUCUGAUUAUAGCCUGCAUGUAAUGGCCCUCUUUACAUCUGUAAAAUGUGUCCAAACAUUCAAUCAUGUCUGUAACUAAUGUGUAAACACAAUGUCUAAUCACUCUAAAAUAAACACAUUGCCACAAGCUCUGGCCAGCUCUAAUGGCAGUUUAUGGAAUUGUCAAAGUCCAGGGUAAAUGUGAGGUUAUAUAGACUGGCAGAACUGCGUUAUGCAUACACUAAGUGAGCCAUACAAUCAAUGCACACGUAAGGGUUCUACAGUAUGUGUGUGUUAUACACAGGACAGAGAAAAUGUAAGCAUUAAAAGGGACCCUAAGAUAACUGCAAUGCAUUUGAUACAUAUGCUGUUUUAAAUAAACAUUUGCAACUUUCUUUUCUAGGAAGAUCAGAAGCCAGCACAACAAGGAAAGGACACACAGACAGACAAGCAGUAAAUAUAUCUACAUGCCUAUCUGUCCCCUCUGUCUACCCUUCUAUGUAUGUGUCAUAAUCAUGAAUUGUCACCAAGCGGCGGUGUGUGGGGAUCUGUGCUCCCAAUGUCUUUGUGUGAGUGUGUGGGGGCAUCCUAUGCAUUAAGAAAAAGUUAAAUUUCAUCCUGUACGGUUCCUUUAAAUCAGGAGUAUGCAAUCUGCGGCACUCCAGAUGUUGCAGACUACAUAUCCCCUGGUGCUUUGCCAGCAUUAUGAAUGUAAGAGUCUCAUGGGAGUUGUAGCCUCCAACAUCUGGAGUGCAGAAGUUUGCCUGACAUUGCUCUAAGUGCUUAUUUGAUAAAACGGCACAGAAACAUUAACACUGCUCUGUCAUCAGGAAAAAAAUAAUAAUAAUUGAGCAUUUCAUAAAGAUAAAAUCUGUAUAAAAUGCACAUCAAGACUGUGUUUGAAUGUGUUCACAAUUCUAAGUUUUAUCAGACAGUUGUGGGAAUAAGGCAUUGUUUCGCUCAUCGAGGAUCAAUACUGACAGAUUAGAAUGUUUUUCCUAACAAAGCUCCCCCUUACCCAUCCCAAAAUUUUUUUGGGCAGAAUGCACAGUAGAAAUUGUAAACGUUGAACUGAGUUGCCGAUUCACAUUAGGGCCAUUUAUUUGUUUCAGUAAUAAUAGUCAGCAUUUGCAGUCAUAGAAGGUAAAGAUUCGGCCUCACAGUGUCUCUAAAACUGCCAGUCUUAUAAACUCUCUCACUGAUUCACAUUGUAUCAGCGACUCCUGUACAAUUCCAUAAAAUUAACCAAAUAAUCACCAACAUAAAUAUACAUCUUUUACAUCUAAACCGCAUAGAAUGCCUAGGCAAAUUAUGAAAGCAUCUAAACAUUUCACACUGUGCCUGGGUAUUGUAUAAUGCACACAACAUUAUAACGUUCGGUAAGCACUGAUACGCACUAUGAUCCAAACGCCACUGGUGUAACUUGGAAUGCAUACAAUAGGCUUGUAUUUUAUACAGUUGGCUAUGUCAACUGUAAAUAUACAUGGUAUAUUAAAUGCAUAUAUCUGAAUAUUUCCCGUGUUUUCUAAAGACAGACAUUGUGUUUACACAUACUGAUCCACACAAAUCCAAGUCGCAGAAUAAAAAAGGAGGAGGAAAGAAAAGCAGAAAGGAGAGAGAAAGGUUAGAGUGUGCGGUCAAGCAAUGAAAUAAAAGAAGGGCGAAUAUUGCCCAAGUAUAACAGAUGGGUAUUGCCAAGCCCAGGGUUAGAGGUGGGCUGGCAAACCACAUAAGUAGUUUUCCCUGGAUUUACUAAGCUCCACUUUAAAAACGUCACUCUCUGCCAUUCCCUGUGUUCCAAAACCCAUUAUGCCCAUUUCUUCACACCCAAGACCACCCCCUGCUCACGUCUGUGGUCAGUUAAUACUUCAGGUCACAGUCAUCUAUCUGUCCCUUCCAUGCUCUCAGAUGUGUGUGAUCUCAUUGCUAAUCUCACUAAUCCUUGCUUACUUUUACAACAGGUUUCUAAUUCCAUUACAUAGUUAUGCAUUAACUCCAAUAAAGUCUGGUCUAUGUAUCUGAUGAAAGGACUAUUUAAACCAUCACUCACAUAACUGCUACUAACUCUGACCCCAGCAGUAUAACCAUAGUUGUCCUCCUCCCUCUCCUUUAGAAUGUUUUCUUGUGUCUUACACAACACCUCAUUUUCUGGGUUAGGUAACUGGAUUUCUGAAUUUUAACUCUUACAACUAAUCAAACUUUAUUUGUUCAAUAAAACUGCUAAAGGCUUUCUGUGCCUGACCGUUGAGAGUUUGUAUAUCUACACGUCCGUCUUUCUCCCUAGCUUGUCUCUGGUCCUCUCUGCACCCUUCUAUAAAUCUGUAAACACACCUAUGACAGGUCCCUGGAACUUGUAUAUUAAAUUGAAGGGACAAGUCGUGCAAAAAGGUGACCAUAAAAAAGCAUCACAGAUUAAAAGGUGUGUUUUAAAAAAAAAAAAAAAAAAAUUAUUCAAAGGGAAAUUCUUAAUUUGGCAGUGGCAGUUUGAAUGUCAUGUCACAAUAGAAAGUGACAUUAAAAAAAAAUAUUUAAAAUGUCAAAAGAUUGACUUGACUUUUGGGUGCUGAGAAAUACUUUUGAUAGAUCGGGAGGGACAAUAUAACUGUCACUUGUCUCAUUAACAAAAAAAGGUAUUUCAGAUUCAUGUGACAUGGGAGGGAUUAAUUUUAAGUGUCAAUAAAAGGUGACACAUUCAAGUGACAAGGAUGAUUUCUUUAGAUCGUGGAAAUGGUCUAAAGAUAGAGCAUAUGCUCUAGAAUGCAAAAAAAAUGUGACAAAAUAUGAGAAUAUUAGAUAAAAGGCUGGUACAGCUGCAGCGUUUAGUUGUGGGACAUCAUAGACAUUCUUAAAAGGGGUAUUUCUGAUUUUUGCUGCUGUCACACAAAAUAACAUUUGAUUAGACUGAUGUGGCAGCUGUUUCCACGUUUCUUGAACGGAUAUUUGCAAUUGUGUCACAUUUAAGGAAGAUCUGCUUUAAUUCGUGUGACAUUUUUGAUAGUGUCACAUCUAAGGGGAGAUUUGAAUGAGCUGGUGUGACACUUCGGUUUCUGUCACAAGAUUAAGGGACAUUUGACUAAGCUGGUGUGAUGGUUCGGAUUGUGUCACAUAAACUCAGUGAUAUUUGACAGCUGUUACACUGAGUGACCACAGGCAACUUGACUACUGUGACAUAUCUGAUUCGGUGGCACACAAGAGAGGACCUAGCUGGUGUGACACUGGUAGUGCUGCCACACAAGGAAGGGAACAAGUGUGACUUGUCUCACGGUGUCACAUAGUAAGUGGAAAGGUGGUGACGGUGCAACUGGUUUGGAGCUUCUUGUCACCAACAUCCCGUGAGUGGUGGCGUCAGCCAGGGGUUGCUGAAAGGGUGGUUUGGGAAGAGAAGGGAUUUGAAGAUUCGGUUAUUACAUCUUGCAUGAAUUUCCGGCAGACAGGGCGAAUCUCCUUGCUCAGAGUUGCACUGAACAUCAUGACCUGCUUCUCAUGUGGGGUCAUGCGGAAAAUUUCCUGAACGUCUCUUCGCAUGUCUAAA
Molecule: messenger RNA, 18420 nt
Organism: Pelobates cultripes (western spadefoot toad)
Lineage: Eukaryota; Metazoa; Chordata; Amphibia; Anura; Pelobatidae
Source: the annotation of a GenBank genome assembly